Molecule: messenger RNA, 1893 nt
Organism: Colletotrichum lupini
Lineage: Eukaryota; Fungi; Ascomycota; Sordariomycetes; Glomerellales; Glomerellaceae
Exons: 18
Coding region: 1-1893 (630 amino acids)
Source: RefSeq, a predicted model, not a curated record
AUGGCCAAGAGCGCAAAGUGGAAUCAGAAAAUAUCUUCCGCGUCUGAACACUCGCCGCUAUAUUAUCACCGCAGGCAAAUAUUGAGUAGCGUGAAGCUUGACCGGCAGUGCGCCCAGGCUUCGGCCUCCCACUUUGCUGUCGUUUGGCCAUAUUGGAAGAAUUGCCAAUCUGUGAAACAAAUUGAGAUCACAAAAAGAAUGCCCAUUGAGCCGAGUUACCAUCAUGGCACCAAGGCGCCUCUGACAGAAACCAAGCUUUUGGCAUUUGAUAGCAUCCGGUGGGAUACUUCCGGCACUAUGUGGGAUGCUUCUGAGCCUCAGCAUGAAAAGCUGGAUGACGGACGCCUAAACCCAGAGGCAAAGAGCCAGACAGGGAGGGACAGACCUUUUGUCUCGGCAACGCACAUUUCCAGUCUCGACAAAACCCCGUCAUCCUCAUCGUUCAACCCCAUUGUACAGUCCUACUCGUCCAUCUCAUUUCACAAUGAAGGCCGCUGCGAUUCUUGCAUUUUUGUACCUCGCUCCUCUGAGUGUUUCAGCCUGGAUCCCGGCUCUGGCCAUAAAUACUGCGUGAACAAGACGACCAACGUCCAGGCGUGUAUUAUGGGCACGCCCAUCACCCAAGCGAAUUGCGCCUCGAGCUACGGUAGUGAUUGGGUUGCGGAAUGUGAACACUACACUGGCGGGUGCCCUCCUGGUAUGACUGAGCACCACCCGUAUGCCGACGAUGAGGUCGUUGAGACUGCUAAUACAGAUGUCUCUAGUGGCACUGUAUCUUCAUUCCUGAAUGUCGUCUUCAUUAGCAAGGCACCACAUCUUUCUGUCUACUUCGCAGAACUGUCCUUCCAGUCCGACAUAGCAAGCGUGUUUUUAGAUCUUCAAGCAUGUUUUAUUUCAAAGCUACUGCAUUCUACCCUGUGUUUCGACCCAGGCGGCCCUGAGUCCAACAACUACCAAUAUCCCAUCAACUACUCAUCAUCGCCAACCCAUCCUGCUCGCAUCCGCCACUCUCCCGUAAGCCAUGUACAAGAAAACAUCCCGUCCCUUGGCAACCCCGGGAGCAGGGUUCACACACAUCGGGACCGAAUCCUCCUUCACGAUGGGCGCCCCCAGAUCAUGCAACACGAGCGACCCCACUCAUCUCGUACAACUCUGCCCCCAAAUCCGAAAGCGAAAACGACGACCCUGCCUGAAACCGCGAAAGGAAAUGAAGCACCGACAAGAACUUGGAGAAUGAAUCACUUGAUCGUGUCGCAUGGUAUGGGUCGUGAGGUUGAGAACUUGAAAAUGAUGAUUGUCAAUGGCAGCAGCGACAUGACAGAGAAUAAUAAUGUUGACUGCGUCCAUGUUCCCAACGCCCAUUGUAUGAACCGGUACCUAUUGUGUCACGAACGAGCCGAUGCUUCAAUCAAUCUCAAGACUCGGUUCCUCAACUUUUGUCCGUUCCAAACCCAACCGCUACCGAAUCUCCUCGAUAGGCCCGUCAAUACCACGCAGCGUACUGGGGUAGUUGAACAGGUCCGGGAUCCGGUGCACACCCUUGAUAUCAUCCGCCUGAGGCGGACAGAGACAAUCUCAUGUCAUCUGGUAUCAUCCCAAUCCAAUAAAGCAAGUAUUCGAUGGCCACCGCUGUUGAAGGUCAAGAGUGAAGUACCCAUCCGAAAAGGAGACUCGAACCCUCGACGCUGCGUUGAGCUCAUCAAGAAUGGGCAACGAAUGAAAGACCAAGAAAGCAAGGCUGUUUUGUUUGUUUUCCCAAUGGCCCCCGAAUGCCCUUCGUAUGCUCGGGAAGUCGCGAAAUCGAAUGGAGGGCCAUGGAUUGUGAAUGACUCUUUGAACGCCUCCCCGCGAUACCAUGGCCGUCCCUGGCCUUUUGGCGUCGAAUGCCAUUGA